Messenger RNA from Penicillium pulvis, 735 nucleotides. RefSeq lists its product as uncharacterized. The record is from RefSeq and is a predicted model, not a curated record. Bases 1 to 735 code for a protein of 244 amino acids. Lineage: Eukaryota; Fungi; Ascomycota; Eurotiomycetes; Eurotiales; Aspergillaceae. The transcript has 2 exons.
AUGUCGGAAGAUAAACUCGACGAGGGUGCCGAGUACGGUGCUUUCCCAUUUGAUAACUACAUCGCAGACUAUCAAUCUAGAGCAGACUUUAAGGUGACUGAUUUGGCAAAUGGUCUGCCGUCUGACUUGACAAAUGAUCAAACAAAAGUUUUGAGCAUUCAUCAGUCAAAUUAUGAGCGAAAUAUUUGUGCAAAUUUGGAUACUGGCAUACAGAAAAUCUGGCUUCGGACCUGCUACGAUGAAGACCUAAACGAGGAAUACGAAAAUAUGAGAGCUGAUGGGGAGGAUGGAAUUACCCUCUUUCGAUGUCUCGACGACAGCAAUCGCUACGCUUUUGAUGACGGAUCGUUGGAUCACUGGCGACAAGUUCUCGUCCGAGUACCGGGAAUAACGGACUUCCGGGGCGUCGGGUACGAUGGAGAUGUCCUCACUUACCAUUCGGGUAAAAACGACGAAGAGAUGCGGGCCCAAUGUGCAGAGAUAGAAGACGAGGAAUCUAGAGGCCUAGCCUUGACAGAGCUAGAGUUUCAAGUCGUGGUGUGCCUGCUCGACCGUGAGGCUAUCGAAACGGGUCUGAUCAAGAUUCUUUGGUUGGACGAGCACGGAAGCAGUGCCUGGGAGAACCGCGUGGAGCCCUCUAGUCUAAAUUCGCUUUCUGGGGCCUUUAUGAAUGGCAUUCGUUUAGACGAAAUUACGGGUGGAAAUUCCGGUCGAGGGUCCUUGAUAAGUAGAUAG